Molecule: messenger RNA, 1156 nt
Organism: Vitrella brassicaformis
Lineage: Eukaryota; Vitrellaceae
Source: the annotation of a GenBank genome assembly
GACAGCAACGUGCAGCCAUGCAACAGUCAGCCGCGUCAAAAACUCGGCAGCAGCGUUCCUCCCACCCCUACUAGCACAUCCAAUGAAUGCCCCAGUGACCGGCCGCUCCCUCCUGCCUAGAAAUGUGCCAGCACGCUCUCCCACUGGUCCGUGUGUGCGGUGCCCUUGUUGAUGACGCUCAACAAAGCCGGGUUCUCGAGGGCCGCUGCAACACGCUCUGCACAGCAACAACAGCCAGGCAGAGGCAGGCAACCCUCAGCCACUUUGUAUCUAUGUGGAUCAAUCAGAUGAGCGGAUUACCUUUGUCGUUGAGUUGCUUGUUGAUGGCGUCCUCUGUGUUGUGGCUGCCUGGGAAGAUCGACACGUCCACUUUGAACCGGUCGGGUACGCACCGGAGCAACUUGACUCGAAGCAUCAGCCCGAUCAACAUGGCCUGCAUGCACACCAGACAGACAGACAGACAGACAGACAGACAGAGCGCGUCCAGACUGUCAAUUUGCGCGGUGGCACUGGCGUGUGUCUCUGUGUUGCCUGCCCCUACCCACCUGUGAGCAGUGUGGUAUGGUUGGUGUGAACUGGACAGAGAUGUGCUGCUCGUCGUUGUCGACCUUGAUGUGAUCCAUCUGCACCACACGCAGCUGCUCCAGUGUGUGCGGGUGCUCGGGGUCAUUCAAGUGACGAAGCAACUCAAACACCUCCUGCACUCAAGACACCAAACGUGUGCCAACCAGCACACCACAGCCGCAUCAAUCAUCAUGUCCCUUUUCUCACCUCAUCAUCAAAGUCAUCAUACGGCGCAGUAGACGAGUCGCCGCUCACGCUGCCAACUGUUGUGGCGCGAUGGCCAUCGUCGGCACUGCCCUGCCCACUGGACGCCUCGUUCAGCAGGUUGAGGAAGGUUGCGAGGGAGAGGGAUGUCAGGUCCUUGCUGGAUGGCGUCGCGCCCGACGCACUGCUGGAGUAGACUGUCGGAUUGGGGUUGUCCGCCACGAACUCACCGUUGGUCGCCUGCACACACACACAGCAACCACAGGAACAGGAGAUAUACAUGUAGCUGAUCAACUGGGCCCUUCCGCAGGCUCUGUGGUGAUGUGGAGAUGCCCGAAGCUCACCAUUUCCGUCCAAAAGGUUGCAAAACUUCAGCAGUGGCGGUUUC